Molecule: messenger RNA, 1537 nt
Organism: Xenopus tropicalis (tropical clawed frog)
Lineage: Eukaryota; Metazoa; Chordata; Amphibia; Anura; Pipidae
Gene: gatd3ala
Product: glutamine amidotransferase like class 1 domain containing 3A-like gene a
Exons: 3
Coding region: 45-566 (173 amino acids)
Source: RefSeq, marked predicted
CUUAUCACAGAGGCACCUCUGUGUUUGCAGCUCUCCCUGAAGCCAUGGCUAAGAAGGUGGCAGUGAUCCUUGCUGGUUGUGGGGUUUAUGACGGCAGUGAGAUUCAUGAAUCGUCGGCUGUCUAUGUUCAUCUGAGCAGAGCCGGAGCUCAGACUGAAUUUUUCGCCCCAAACACAGACCAGAUGCACGUAGUGAGUCACACCAAAGGGCAGCCCACAAAAGAGACACGCAAUGUGCUUGAGGAGAGUGCACGGAUCGCAAGAGGAAAUAUUAAAGACCUUAAAGAUCUUGAUGUCAGUGAAUAUGACGCAGUCAUUAUACCAGGAGGUUUUGGUGUUGCCAAAAACCUGUCUACCUGGGCUGUAAAAGGAAAGGACUGCUCGGUGGCAAAAGAGGUUGAAGCAGUUAUUAAAGGAUUCCAUGGAGCCAAGAAACCAAUCGGUUUGUGCUGUAUCUCCCCUGUACUGGCAGCAAAACUCUUUCCUGGAUGUGAACUGACGGUUGGCUGUGAUACAGAGUGUGAAAAGUACGUCCAUCUUCAGUUACCCCAAAUCUGUUCAAAGUAGUUGGUCUGUCUCUGAAUGUCUAAUGAAGGCAUUAUUUUGCUACCUAAAGAAGUACUUUUUCAUAAAUUCUACAUAAUAGGGUUAAUAACAGAAUGAGCAAAGCUGUCCUCCAUCUUGUAACAAAUCACCACUUAGUUUAUAAUCGACUAAUGCAAUUACAAUAAUGAAAUAAUGAAAACAAGCAUUUUAUUAGUUACUGGACUGGAGCAAAUUCUAACCAUGCUCCUGUAUAACUUCCAUUAAGGUAAUAAUUCUAAAACAGAGACAGAAUAAGACAAAUCUAAGAAAGCUGAAUUACAUUCAUGUAUAAAAAAACCCAAAAAACUCUUAAACUAAAUUGGCUGAAAGUUGAAUAGACAUUCAGGGACUUGUGUAUCUGCAAUAGAGAGGGGGAAAACUUCAUUUCUGAUCCAUCAGUACAGAGUUAAAUUAUUAGUGACUGAAUAAAUGGAUACAUACCAAAGAGUAGGGACUAUUGGAGCCAGCCUUUUGCCCCUUCUCCAACCUACUAUAAUUAUACCUGGGGUAUUCCCUAAUUUCCAGAUCUCAAAUGGCAAAAAUAUUAACACAAAUAUGUCCUGUGCUGUUGGUUUGUUAGGGAACACCCACAUCAGUAAAGAUGAAUCUCCUUAUUAAUAGUCCUCUUAAAUUUCUCUGAAGACCCAGUGUAACUUUCAUUUGUUUGUUCUGUAGGUGGCCAUAUGCAGGCACAGCAGCUGCCAUUAAGGAGCUCGGCUGCAAACACGUCAACAAGCAAGUCAGUGAAGUUCAUGUGGAUGCAAAGAACAAGUUGGUCACCACCAGCGCCUUUAUGUGUAACAGCCCAGUUCAUGAGAUUUAUGAUGGAAUUGGGGAAAUGGUGAAAUCCGUUCUGCAGCUGACAAAUUAAUUAGUAUUCAUUAGGGUUAUUUCAAAUGUGUAACUAACUGUAUUUAUAUAUUGUACAAUAAAAUUGCAUUAUUUCACCAGAA